Molecule: messenger RNA, 680 nt
Organism: Brassica napus (rape)
Lineage: Eukaryota; Viridiplantae; Streptophyta; Magnoliopsida; Brassicales; Brassicaceae
Product: mitochondrial inner membrane protein OXA1-like
Exons: 2
Coding region: 149-649 (166 amino acids)
Source: RefSeq, a predicted model, not a curated record
UUUUCGUUUCUUCCUGGACAAGAAUCAUCUUGUUCUGUCAAAACCAGAAACCUUAAUUCGCUUCGAACGCAAAUGCAGUUUCAGAUCACUAGAACAGAGUGUCAACCCGCUAGUUUCAGAACCCACUUUCAACCUUAAAGCAAAGUGUAUGCAGGUGUUUCUUGUUGUUAAAGUUAUGUCACAAGAAUAUGAUUUGGGGGACGGGCAUUACAAAAGAAACCUUUCUCCAAAAUGGUUCUGCAAGACCUCCUCCUCAACCCCCCCUCUUGUUCUUCAUGAUCAUGUCAAAGAUUAUAAUACUAAGUCCACUUUCUCGGAUUCAAGUCUUCUUGCUCGUAGUUUUCACAGGCAAGUGUUUAUUGAAGACAGAAAGAAAAUGUCUUUUGCUCAACCAUUAGGUGCUUCUUCUGGAGUUUUGCUAUGUAGACACAUCUCCUCUUCUUCUGGAAAACCAGAAGAAUCGAGCAUAAAGAUUGAUGCUCUAGGAGAUGUUGUCCCUGAUGGAUCUGUGGAAGCUGUGCAAGCAAUGGUCAAUAAUCUAAUUGGUUGGAGUCUAGAAAUGAAAUACUUAUAUCCCCCUGUGUACUGCGUGCAGUGUGUGAUUAUGGCAAUCCAUGACUUUACCGGCUUCAACUGGUAUCUAGUUUGAUUAUUAUAUUUUGGUUGGUCUCUUUAUGUUU